Molecule: messenger RNA, 1817 nt
Organism: Alligator mississippiensis (American alligator)
Lineage: Eukaryota; Metazoa; Chordata; Crocodylia; Alligatoridae
Product: pre-B lymphocyte protein 3
Exons: 2
Coding region: 86-463 (125 amino acids)
Biological process (GO): immune response; immunoglobulin production
Source: RefSeq, a predicted model, not a curated record
CUGCUGCAGACUCGAACAAGGUCAGGGGUCUGUCUGUAAAGCAGCUGUACUUUUCUUCCCUUUCUCUCCCUCAAAGCCCUUCGAGAUGGUUCUAUGUAUCCUGGCUCUCCUCCUCGCAGGGGUUUUGGUGUCAGCUUCCAGGUCCCAGCCAGUGCUGACUCAGCCAGAUUUUAUUUUAGUGUCGCCAGGACAAACCGUGAAUCUGUCCUGCUCCUUGAACUCUGGGUACCACAUCAAGGAUUAUGGGGUUUCGUGGUACCAGCAGAGACCUGGAUAUCCACCGAGGUACCUGCUCUAUUACAAUUCAGAGGCAGACAAGCACAAGUCCUCUGAGAUUCCAGACCGCUUCUCUGCCUUCAAAGACCCCACCAUCAAUGCCUGCAUCUUGACCAUCUCUGGGGUCGAGGCUGAGGAUGGUGCUGACUACUACUGCUCAAUAUCAUACGCCAUCUACUAUCUAUAGAAAUGUGGAACCAAAACUUUGCCUUUCGAUUCCGAUGAUCCCUAUGCAGCGCUUUAUGAUUGAAGGAGCUUAGCCCUGUAAGGAAUGGAAAAAGACACUUCCGAAGUUCUUCAUCCUUGAGUUAACUUAGAGGUGAUGCGCUUUGUUGGUUAUGCUCAGUGAGCUGUGAUGCACAGUGACUUCCUGUUCGACCGAUGGCACGUGGCGGAGUGCAGAAUGCUGUUAAACAUGUGAGGCCAGAUGCUGCGAGGUGCUUAGCAACAGCAACUCCUAUUGUGUAGAAAACCUAACCAAGUGAUUUCUUUCCUACUUGCAGCCUAUUGUACAUCUGCUCAGACCCUGCCUCCUGUAUCUGUGGUUUCUGGUUCAGCUUGACAUACACCUCUGAAUCCUGCUGAAGUUCAUGUCCCUUUUAUGGGUCUUUGCUACGUGCAAUUAGGCUGGGCUGUCAGCUAUGCUGUUCCUGUAUUUGGGAGGAAAAACAGAGGGUUGUGGUGGCAACCUAGGUGAUUUUGAGAUCUUAGGGGAGCUGUAUUGAACAUACUGGCAGUGUAGCCCUGUUCCUUGCUGCAGUGACACCACACUAAUGUGCAGCGUAUACCUAGUAUGUGGGAUAUUUCUUAACUCAGAAACACAAGACUCCAAAGAAAGAACAAAGAGCUCUGGGGGCUGUAUUCAUGCAGUACCUUCCAAUAAUUUGGAAGAGUAAUUUGAACAGCUUGUACAAUCACCUGGGGGGAGGGUGGAGUGCUCUGUGCCUUAGUUUGGGACCGUAUCACAUCAAGGCUGGUCUAGUAUGGGGGCCUUCAGCGCAUGUGUGAUACUGCACUCCUUCGUUGCAUGCAUGUGUGAUGUGAAGGAUUGAUCAGCUUCCUCUGAGACUGGUGCAUGUCAUUCAGUGUAUUUUCAUGCAUAAAAAAAGAAAAAAACUCCCAAAAGAUCUUUUUUGCCAGACCCUUUAAAUAUAGAAAUAAAUUCAAUGUGCUGCUCAUGUGAAGACAGGCUUGGCUAUGCUUAUAGAUUCAUAGGCUUGGGGCCAAAAUAGGCAUAUGUUGCCAAAAAACAGUUCAGAAAUCUGUGUGGGCUUUUGGGUGUGAGCUUUGCUUUGUGCCCUGUUACCCGUUAUUCAAGGUACUUUUGGGGAAUCUAAUUUGUGGAGUUCCCAGAAAAAGUGAAUUUGCUGUGAGUGUUACCUAGAUAACAGAGUCCUGUCCUCCUUGACAUUCAACAGUAUUGUGCUUAUGUAAAUCUGCCUGUCUUGGGUUUCACUUGGUAUGUAUGUACAAGCGGGUGUGGACUAGAUUUUGGCUUUGGUGGGGUUGUACAGUACAGAUAAUAAAGCUGGAUAAUUACA